AUGGAAGAAGAGAUGAAAGUUCUAGCGCAAAAGCACCGGCCGCAGAAACCAUCCGGCAAGAAGAAAUCCUCCCGUAACGACAAGUACGUCCACCACGAGGGGGAAGACGUCCAAAGCGAACAUAACUACGCCAUCAAUUCCGAACAGGAUAAAACCUCCGGAAACACUUGGACCAGGAACCAGUACAAGGAUAAUUCCUACUGCGAGUUCCAUCAAGUCAGAGGUCACUCCACCACCAACUGCAAGGUCCUUGGCGCCAGGCUCGCUGCAAAGCUCCUCGCCGGCGAACUAGCAAAGGUCCCGAGCAAAAAAGACCUGGUCUUGGAUUCCGAUCGCCCGCCGAAGACUGAUAAGGCCGCUCCUGAGAACAGUGCGCCUGAAAAUCAGUCGGGCGAAAAGCGCGGAAGGAGACAUGUUGAUCAAGGAAACAAUAACAAUCGCCAAAGAAUAAACAUGAUCAUCGGAGGAUCGCAGUUCUACCAAGGCUCGGUCUCAUCGAUCAAAGCUUACGAGCGAAAAGUCGAGACCAGUUCCAACUGGCUUUCGGAAAACGACGUCCCCAACCACAGGAUCGUUUUCGAGGAACAAGAAACCGUAGGAAUCGACAAGCCUCAUUACAAUCCUCUAGUCAUCAAUUUGGUAAUCCAAGAUCUCGAAGUCGGCCGCAUCCUUGUCGAUACAGGAAGUACGGUCAACAUCAUGCUCUGCGACACCCUCCAUAGGAUGGAUAUCCCGCUUAGAGAAGUCAUCUCGGAGCCGAGACCUCUGACUGGAUUCUCGGGCGUCACCUCUAUGACCCUCGGGAGGAUCAAACUCCCGGUCAUGGCUAAGGAAGUUACGAAAAUCGUCGAGUUUGCAGUAGUCGAUAACCCUGCCAUUUACAACGUGAUUAUGGGAACCCCCUGGAUAAACGCCAUGAAGGCAGUACCAUCCACAUAUCAUCUUGGCACCAAAUUCCCGACUCCAAUUGGAACCGCAGUAAUCUGGGGAAGCCAGAAACAGUCGAGACUUUGCUUCCUAGCCGAGCACCAACUACGAAAAAACCGGAACGCCCCCGUGGCUAACCCAAAGCGAGCGAAAAAAUCGCUAAACAUUCCCGAGAACUCGGGAAAGGAUGAUCCAGAAUCGUCCAAUUUGGCAACGACUCAAGACAACGACAAAGUCCCCGAGUCCAUCGCCGUAGAAGCGGACAACUCAACUCCCGAAAAGACCACCGACCUAGCUAGUACGGUCGAGACGUCGACACUCAGAGAGUAG
Messenger RNA from Brassica napus (rape), 1257 nucleotides. RefSeq lists its product as uncharacterized. The transcript has a single exon. NCBI's taxonomy places the organism in Eukaryota, Viridiplantae, Streptophyta, Magnoliopsida, Brassicales, Brassicaceae. The coding region runs from base 1 to 1257 and encodes 418 amino acids. The record is from RefSeq and is a predicted model, not a curated record.